This is a messenger RNA of Microplitis mediator, 2458 nucleotides long. RefSeq lists its product as uncharacterized. The record is from RefSeq and is a predicted model, not a curated record. NCBI's taxonomy places the organism in Eukaryota, Metazoa, Arthropoda, Insecta, Hymenoptera, Braconidae. The transcript is spliced from 2 exons. Bases 88 to 2022 code for a protein of 644 amino acids.
GCCUCGACUCCAUCAGUACCAAACGCACUCGACCCAAUCGAGUUAAUCGUGACAGUGGAACAACUUACUUAUUUUUUUUACUGAGAGAUGAGACUCACUUGGCUAUACGUAUUUAUUUUCGUGGUGUUGGCGAGAUGCGAACCCGCUCCCAAAUUGGACCCGGCUGAGCAGCCGGAACAAGGACAAGAGGAAAAUGAACAGCAAGAACAAGUGACCAAUUCAACUGACGUUGAUGCUGAAGAGAUACCAGAUGAUUUGGAAAUCGACGAUUUACCCGGACCGCUAAUUAUCUUGGAGUACGCAAACGAAAAUUCGACGGACGAGAAAUCUAAGCGCACGAUCGACAACAAUCUCGGCUAUGGUUAUCUGAAAAAUAACCUGUUUAGCGGGAAGUAUAAUUAUUAUUAUCCAAAUGGAAAGACAGGAACAACAGUCAGCAUCGAGGAAUCGAUAACGCCGUUUGAGCCGAAAACAAUUAUCGAAUCUGAUAAAACCGUUGCGCAGAAGCUCGAGACCGAUUGGAUGGCGAAUUUUCCUGCUGGCCAACAAGUUUUUGGACAACGAACCAAAUUACGGAAAUUCAACCCAUCAGAUUACUCGCAUCAGCAAUCAUACUCGACGACUGCGAGACCCAACGCUGCUUACACGACAAUCAGACCUGAGUACAAUCAAAAUUCCUACACUACUCCCAAACCAGUUUUCCAAAACUCGUACUCAAGCUACUCGACGACACCGACUUACAACUCUGAGUUCGUUGCUGGCUUACACCCACCUGGAUCAUUUGAGACCGUCACCACAGUGAGCCCUCCCCUGUCCAGCGAUCCCACUCAAUUCAAUCUUCCUCGUUUUACUGUCGAGAACGGAGUCCGCUACGAGAACAAAAUAAUCUGGAAGUAUCCCGACGGCAGGGUCGUCGAGCCUCCAAUGUCCUUCAUAAAUUCUUAUUCUGAGUACGCUGAGCCGCAAAGGACCAAAGUAAAUCAUCAGAAUGGCUACUCGAAUGUUGCCCACGAGUUCCGCGAGCACAGCACAGGAUUUAGAAACCCAAAUGGGCAUCAAGGCGCGAGUAACAUCCACGCCGAACGCAACAAGAAUAUCAACAGCAACAACAACAUUUAUUCACAACGUCCGGCGACAUUUCCAAAUGACCAAGAUUCGAUUUCACAACGUCCAGGUGCUCAAUCUCAGUCACAAGCCUUCAAUUUGUCUUAUCAAAAUAAUUACGGCUACAGACGUGGUACUGGCAAUAGUAACAACAAUAAUAACAAUAAUAAUAAUAAAGAGAGAUAUGAACAAAGACCCUAUUCAAAAUACGCAGUGGACAGUUCUAAUCCCGAAUACACUCCAGCACCAAAUAAUUUGCCAAUACGGACCACUGAAUCUCCACCAAUAUUAACCCAAGGCGGUCAGUUAUCUUCACAAGUGCUCAACAAAUACAAGCCACAAGUCCAGCAGUACUUGUCGAAAUUAUUCACCGGGUCCAAGAACAAGCCCUACAACUCCGCGAACUUUAUCGAAAACAACUACGAGCAACUUUUGAACUACAACCCCUCUAUUUCCCAGUAUGUAAAAGAUCCUUCAUCGAUUCUGCAAGCCUACCCGACCUUCAUCCAAUCAGGAAAGUCUCUAGUGCCAGUUAUCAUUCUCCGAGUAGAUGGAGUGCGUCCAGUAGAACAACAAACUCCGAACAUAAACCUCAAAUCACUUCUUCAGCAGUACCUCUCUCAGUACGCAACCAAGCCCAGUCACGAACCUAGCCAAGAAUUCCGAGCCAGUCCAGUUGACGAUCUGACGUACUUGACUGAAGCACUAAAACGCUUCUCAUCCAACACCCAGGAGCAGCCAAGCCGCCUUGCCAAUCAUCCGCUCGAGUACGAUUCGAAUAUUUAUAACCACAAGUCCAGUUACGAUACCAUCAAUUCGGAAACCAGCCUCGAUAAUCAGCGGUAUAAAUUUACAAAGAAAAACGGGCAGAAAGUCAAAAGCGUCCAGAUAAUAGAUGGCCCUCACUAUCAAAAUUAGGAUAACUCUCACUGAUUAUUAAAUUUAACAGUUAGCACAAAAUUUUUAUCUGUCGACUUAUAAAAUUGUAUUUCCUUUAGGUCUAGGGUUCUCAGGUCAUGAUUAAUAUUAUUGUCAUUAUUUUUUUUUCUCAAUUAUUUGGUCACAAAGUAGUUAAAUAAGUGCCAUUGAGUGACGUAUAGUUGGCUAUAAUUAUGCCCAUUAAUUAAAAAUAUAAAUCUUAGUUAUCUCUUAGUAUUUAAAAACGGGUAUGUGCAAUAAAUGAAUGUUUUAUAAUUAAAUCUGUCAAUAAAUUAUAAAAUAAAGAUUUGCGUAACCAAAUCUUGACACUUCAUAAAGGUACCUUUAUUUGCAAUUUAGAUCAUAAGAAAACUUUUAUAAUAUUUUAAUAAAUAUCACUUUUGUAUUUUUUAUGACAAAUAAAUACUGUCAACUA